UUGAAGGUGUCAAACUUUGGGGUUUGGUUCCAGCUAUAUCUGCUCGCAAAAGUAUCUGAAUGAAAUCCACAGAGUUACUGUUUUACUGAACGUGUGAGCUGAACUAGAGGCGUCUCUGUGGUUAAAGUCAGAGGGGGAGUAACAGAGAAGCAGAGAGAGGAUGGAGUAAAGAGCAGAGCAUGCACAGAUACUAAAAGACAGGUUUUACAGAGCAUGUUUACAGUUUGGAGCAACUGGCAGAUUUUUUUCAGCUCGGCUCUUCUCUUGACUCAGUGUUGGGAUUUCUUGGAAGCCUCUGAUUGCAGGAAUUUGAGAGAUUGUUAAUAUUCAUUGGAAAAAAUUGUCGCCUCUUGUCAGAAUGAGGAUCCUGGCCCUCGGCCUCGUCUGCCUGUUUUGCUGUAACGCAGUUCGGGUUGAAAGGCGCCGUCCCAGACCCCUCAUGGCCAGAAGGAAGAAUGAGACUGAUGUCCAAACCAAAGCAGCACAGAACCCUUGCAAGGCCAUCCCCCUGGAUUUUGUCUUUGUCAUCGACAGCUCCAGAAGCAUCCGUCCCAACGACUAUGAGAAGGUCAAAACCUUCAUCAUCAACGUGAUUCAGUUCCUCACGAUUGGCCCUGAUGCGACACGGGUUGGCCUGCUCCAGUAUGGCAGCGUGGUCCAGCCUGAGUUCUCCCUCAAGAACUACACCAAUAAGGCCGAAGUGGAGCAGGCGGUGAGGAACAUGGAGCACCUUGCCACAGGGACCAUGACCGGUCUGGCCAUCCAGUACACCAUGGAGACGGCCUUCACGGAGGAAGAGGGAGCACGACCGGCAAACCUGCACAUCCCACGAAUUGCUAUGAUUGUGACUGAUGGGAGGCCCCAGGACACGGUAGAGGAGGUUGCAGCUCAGGCGAGGCAGGUUGGCAUCCAGAUCUUUGCUAUCGGAGUGGGCAGGGUGGAUAUGAACACCCUGAAGGCCAUAGGGAGCGAGCCUCACUCUGAGCAUGUUCACCUGGUGGCCAACUUCAGCCAGAUAGAAACCCUCAUCUCCGUGUUCCAGUCCAAACUGUGUGGAGUUUCAGAGAUGUGUGAGGUUGUGGACCAUCAGUGCCAACAUAUCUGUGUGAGCAGCCCUGCUUCGUACCGGUGCCAGUGCAGGGAAGGGUUCAUCCUAAACCCUGAUGGAAAGACAUGUACAGAAAUUGAUCACUGUGCUGACGGCACCCAUGGGUGUGAGCAGGAGUUUAUGAACACCAACAACUCCUGUGUGUGUAAAUGCAGAAAAGGCUACACACUCAACCCUGACGGAAAAACUUGCAAGAAGAUUGAUCACUGUGCUGAUGGUUCUCAUGGCUGUGAACAGGAGUUUGAAAAUAAAGACGACUCAUGUGUGUGCAAAUGCAGACAAGGCUACACACUCAGGCCUGAUGGGAAAACAUGCAAGAAGACUGAUCACUGUGCUGAUGGGAAACAUGGCUGUGAACACGACUUCAUGAACACAGAAGAUUCAUGUGUGUGUAAAUGCAGAGAAGGAUACACACUGCGACCUGAUGGCAAAACAUGUCAGAGUGUGGAUCUAUGUCAGACUGUGGACCAUGGCUGUGAACAUCAGUGUGUCAGCACCACUGACUCUUACAUCUGCAGAUGUUUUGAAGGAUAUAUCUUGGCUGAGGAUGGGAAGAGCUGCAAAAGUAUGAUCUUAAACUCCUUUAAUACAGACCAUCAUCUUCAGAUGUUCACUUAUGUACUAAUAAAUGAAACAUAUUUUUUUAUAUUUGUGUGUCUGACAGAGCCAGAGUGUGGCGAUGGAGUCAUGGAUCUGGUUUUUGUGAUCGAUGGCUCCAAGAGUCUGGGCCCUGCCAACUUCGAGCUGGUCAAACACUUUGUAAACGGCAUUGUGGACUCGCUGGACAUUUCCAAGACAGGCACACACGUCGGCCUUCUUCAGUAUUCCACCAAAGUCCGCACCCAGUUCACCCUGGGCCAGUACACCACAGCGCAGGACGUCAAACAGGCUGUGGCCCGGAUGCAGUACAUGGGGAGAGGUUCUAUGACGGGCUCAGCCUUACGUCACAUGUUUGAGUUCAGCUUUUCAGUGAAAGAGGGCGCCAGGCCAAACACCCCACGUGUCACUGUUGUGUUCACUGAUGGGAGAUCACAGGAUGAUAUCUCUGAAUGGGCGACUAAAGCAAAGAACUCUGGGAUCACCAUGUAUGCCUUGGGUGUUGGAAAAGCCAUUGAGCAGGAGCUGAGAGAAAUAGCCUCCGAGCCUGAUGAAAAGCAUCUUUACUAUGCAGAGGAUUUUGAAAAGAUGGGAGAAAUUACAAAGAAGCUCAAAUCCAGGAUAUGUAAAGACAAACCAGCUGAUGAAAACAUGUGCCAGUGUGAGAACGUGAUCAUGUUUCAAAACCAGGUCACUGAGAAGCUGAAGAACCUGGUGCAGAAUAUUGAGACCAUGUCCAAGAAGCUGGAGAAACUCGAGAAUCAAGUUGUGCACAAAUAAAAGGCUGAGACUCAUCCAUCAGCAUCCUCAGGAUCCCUUGAAUCCUGCUCAGCAAGUUACACAAAUGCAAUGCUUUCUGCGGAAGCUAUUUAUACACUUUUGUAGGCAACACAAUGUAUUCUAUGUAUUUUUGUCUGUAAUGGUCUCUGAAACAGAAAAGUGACAAAUAAACACUCAUGAUGUUUUUAUUAGG
Messenger RNA from Hippoglossus stenolepis (Pacific halibut), 2678 nucleotides. Its product is annotated as matrilin-2. The coding region runs from base 359 to 2485 and encodes 708 amino acids. The transcript is spliced from 11 exons. The record is from RefSeq and is a predicted model, not a curated record. Gene Ontology annotation, molecular function: calcium ion binding. Lineage: Eukaryota; Metazoa; Chordata; Actinopteri; Pleuronectiformes; Pleuronectidae.